Messenger RNA from Lagenorhynchus albirostris (white-beaked dolphin), 520 nucleotides. It is a transcript of the gene LALBA, whose product is annotated as lactalbumin alpha. The record is from RefSeq and is a predicted model, not a curated record. The coding region runs from base 33 to 458 and encodes 141 amino acids. Gene Ontology annotation, molecular function: calcium ion binding; lactose synthase activity. Gene Ontology annotation, biological process: lactose biosynthetic process. Lineage: Eukaryota; Metazoa; Chordata; Mammalia; Artiodactyla; Delphinidae. The transcript is spliced from 4 exons.
CCCAUUUCAGAAUCUUGGGAGCAGCCAAAACGAUGUCCUUUGUCUCGCUGCUCUUGGUGGGCAUCCUGUUCCAUGCCGUCCAGGCCGAACAAUUAACAAAGUGUGAGUUGUUCCAGAGGCUGAAAGACCUGGAUGGCUAUGGAGGCGUCACUUUGCCUGAAUGGGUCUGUACCGUAUUUCAUACUAGUGGUUGUGACACACAAACCAUAGUAAAUAACAAUGACAGCACAGAAUAUGGACUUUUCCAGAUCAAUAAUAAAAUUUGGUGCAGAGACAACCAGAUCCCUCACUCAAGGGACAUCUGUGGCAUCUCCUGUGACAAGUUCCUGGAUGAUGACCUUACUGAUGACAUUAUGUGUGUCAAGAAGAUUCUGGAUAAUGUAGGAAUUAACUACUGGUUGGCCCAUAAAGCACUCUGUUUUGAGAAGCUGGAUCAGUGGCGCUGCGAGAAGUGGUGAACACCUGCUGUCUUUGCUGCUUCUGCCCUUUUUAUGUUCCUGGAUCUCCUCUCCCCUAUGGC